Molecule: messenger RNA, 726 nt
Organism: Drosophila bipectinata
Lineage: Eukaryota; Metazoa; Arthropoda; Insecta; Diptera; Drosophilidae
Gene: Ilp3
Product: Insulin-like peptide 3
Cellular component (GO): extracellular region
Molecular function (GO): hormone activity
Source: RefSeq, a predicted model, not a curated record
GAUGCAGCGAGUCCAGGGACUAAGGAUCCUGCUCUGGAGCCUGGUUCUAGUAUUUUUGGGAGUGACCCACGUCCAAGGCAACAUGAUACUGUGCGGCCAGGAGUUACCCGAAGCCUUGAAUAGGAUUUGCCAAUACGGCUACAACCAAAAAUUUAAGCGAACAUUUGACCUAACCCAUCUAAAUGCCAUUGAGGACGAAGGACUUGAGGAGAGUUCCCUUUUGUGGAGGAUGCUGGGGGAGAGCUCGAAUCAAUUGAUGAAAACCCGUCGUCGGCGUCUUGGAAUCUUUGAUGAGUGCUGCCGAAAGCCAUGUUCGAGGAAUGAGUUGCUGCGAUAUUGUGCCGGUGGACCUGGACGGUGAAUCAAAGCAACCGUGAAUCGGACCCUGGAACCCCCGAAACCUCUUGAGAACCCCCUGAAGAGAUGUGACCUUAACGGGAUAAAGGAUGAACCUUGUACUCAUAGUUGUUAAGUCGUUGGAUAAAAGCCUACUCACUAUUUAUGCCCCGGAGCGAAUAAUAUACAUAUAUGUAUGGAUAGCAUUAUGUGUUGGGGAUGUAUGCGCAUAAUUUAUGAUCGGAAAUCAGAGACAGAUACGCGAAAUGAAUCGGAAAACGGGAUGGUAUGCAUAUAUACAUGAUUGUACUCUUGUAUGCUUGUGUAAAGGGCCUGAAUACAUCGCCUGGAUAUAAAUUAUUAAAUAAAUUAUGUAUUCAAACUGCUGCA